Nerophis lumbriciformis (worm pipefish) is the source of this 2547-nucleotide messenger RNA. Lineage: Eukaryota; Metazoa; Chordata; Actinopteri; Syngnathiformes; Syngnathidae. The record is from RefSeq and is a predicted model, not a curated record.
AUGCCGUCCAACAGUCCAGCAGUGACCGAACUGCCCCAGACACCAGAAAACAAAACCUCCAACAAUGUGAGUGAAGAUGGAGCAGACCAGGACAGUCCAGAGGAGGCGACCUUGGAGACCCUCUCAAACAAGCGCCAAGUCGGCCGUCCAAGCAGGAAACGCAAACAGUUUCUUCCUGAGAUGGCAAUGAAUGACCCCUCUUCUCCCUCAACUCUGCCGGAGGACCUGGAGCCCUCCCCCUCCCCUCGCAAGAAACGUGGGCGUCGGAAACUAGAGCAUAACGACAGGAAUAAGGAUGAAGCAGACGACAGAAGCUGUGACUCCCCUAGAGAGGGGGAGACAGGGAGGUUGCGUAGGAAACCGGUCCCCAGAGUGACUUUCCAGGCUGGAGAUCCGUACUACAUCAGCAGGAGGCAGAAAGAAGAAUGGCUCAGCCGCUGGAAGAUGGAGGCAGAGAGACGGGCUUAUAGGGAAGCUGAGAUGUGCAUGAUGGACGACCUCACAUCGGAAGGUGACUUUCAAAAAGAGGAGGAACCAGCCAGCCCAGACCCCCUACCUCCCCGUCCAGAACCUCUCCCAUCCCAGCAACAAACAGAUCCUGCCUCGCCAACUGUUGCCGUAACACCAGAACCAGUUGCCCGGGGAGAGCAGGCAACACCUAGAGAGAUAGAGUACCAGGAUGGCAGGGGCUUUGGCAUUGGCACGCUAGUCUUUGGGAAGCUACGAGGUUUCUCCUGGUGGCCUGGCAGGAUUGUUUCCUGGUGGAUGAGCGGCCGUAGUCGAGCCGCUGACGGCACGCGCUGGGUCAUGUGGUUCGGAGAUGGCAAAUUCUCUGUGGUUUGUGUAGAGAAACUCAUGCCUCUGAGCUCUUUCUCAUCUGCCUUCCACCAGCCCACCUACAACAAACAACCCAUGUACCGUAAAGCCAUCUUUGAGGCACUGCAGGUGGCAAGUGUGCGAGCAGGACGACCCACUCCUUCCUGUGACCCAACUGAUGACACAGACGGUGUAGAGCCUCAGACCAGUCAGAUGAUAGAGUGGGCUAUGUCUGGCUUCUUACCUAGCGGUCCACAAUCAUUGGAUCCUCCUGAAGACGAGCAGAAUCCAUAUAAAGAUGUCUACUCUGAGAUGUGGGCAGAACCAGAAGCAGCCUAUACUCCUCCCCCUGCCAAGAAACCUCGCAAGAAUGCCGCGGAAAAGGCCAAAAUCAGAGAGGUGAUCGACGAAGGAACCAGAGAGAGACUUAUACAGGAGAUUAAAAAGAAAACGCGGAACAUCGAAGAUAUCUGUAUCUCCUGUGGAAGUCUCAGUGUUUCUCUGGAGCAUCCCCUCUUUAUGGGUGCAAUGUGUGUGGGUUGCAAAAAUUCCUUUUUAGAGUGUGCCUACCAGUAUGAUGAUGAUGGCUACCAGUCCUACUGCACCAUCUGCUGCGGAGGCAGGGAGGUGCUCAUGUGCGGCAACAACAACUGCUGUAGGUGUUUCUGCGUGGAAUGUGUUGAUCUAUUGGUUGGAACCGGCUCAGCAGCGGCAGCCAUCAAAGAAGACCCUUGGAACUGUUACAUGUGUGGACCCCGAAAUACUUAUGGGUUACUGCGGCGACGGGAUGAUUGGCCAUGCCGACUGCAGCAUUUUUUCGCCAACAAUCAUGAACAGGACUUUGAGCCAGCCAAAUUAUAUGCUCCAGUUGCAGCAGAGAAGAGGCAGCCAAUCAGAGUUUUAUCACUGUUUGAUGGCAUCGCAACAGGUCUGUUGGUGCUAAAAGACCUGGGCAUCCAGGUUGAUAAGUAUGUGGCGUCCGAAGUGUGUGAGGACUCCAUCACCGUCGGCAUGGUCAGACACCAGGGACGAAUUAUGUAUGUGGGAGAUGUACGCAACGUAACCCAUAAGCAUAUUGAAGAGUGGGGACCAUUUGACUUAGUGAUAGGAGGAAGUCCCUGCAAUGACCUCUCCAUAGUGAACCCUGCAAGGAAAGGCCUUUACGAAGGAACUGGGCGAUUGUUUUUCGAGUUUUACCGUCUUUUGCACGAGGCUCGACCAAAAGAAGGUGACGAGCGACCUUUCUUCUGGCUCUUUGAGAACGUGGUUGCAAUGGGAGUCAGUGACAAACGGGACAUAUCUCGCUUUUUAGAGUGCAACCCUGUGAUGAUCGAUGCCAAGGAAGUUUCUGCUGCCCAUCGUGCUCGAUACUUCUGGGGAAACCUGCCUGGCAUGUCAAGGCCCCUUAGCCCCAUGACGAAUGACAAGUUGGACCUGCAAGAGUGUCUUGAGCAUGGUCGUACUGCCAAGUUUGAGAAGUUGCGUACGAUAACGACUCGCUCCAACUCUGUGAAGCAGGGGAAAGACGAGCAUUUCCCUGUCUACAUGGACAACAAGGAGGACAUCCUCUGGUGCACUGAGAUGGAAAGGGUGUUUGGUUUCCCCGUCCACUACACUGACGUGUCCAACAUGAGUCGUCUGGCAAGGCAAAGACUGCUGGGACGUUCAUGGAGUGUUCCUGUCAUCAGGCACCUCUUUGCCCCUCUUAAGGAGUACUUCGCCUGCAACUAG